This is a messenger RNA of Suricata suricatta (meerkat), 1087 nucleotides long. It is a transcript of the gene ZNF787, whose product is annotated as zinc finger protein 787. Lineage: Eukaryota; Metazoa; Chordata; Mammalia; Carnivora; Herpestidae. The coding region runs from base 71 to 1087 and encodes 338 amino acids. Gene Ontology annotation, cellular component: PcG protein complex; transcription regulator complex. Gene Ontology annotation, molecular function: RNA polymerase II cis-regulatory region sequence-specific DNA binding; DNA-binding transcription factor activity, RNA polymerase II-specific. The transcript is spliced from 4 exons. The record is from RefSeq and is a predicted model, not a curated record. Gene Ontology annotation, biological process: regulation of transcription by RNA polymerase II.
CGCCCCGGCGCGGGCUGCAGGCAGGAAGCGCGUCCGCCGCAGGGGAAGUGACUGGGCCAAGGGACCCAGCAUGGAGCUUCGGGAAGAGGCCUGGUCUCCGGGGCCGCUGGACUCCGAGGACCAGCAGAUGGCCAGUCAUGAGAACCCAGUGGACAUCCUCAUCAUGGAUGACGAUGACGUCCCCAGCUGGCCCCCCACCAAGCUGUCCCCGCCCCAGUCGGCGCCCCCCGCCGGUCCCCCGCCCCGGCCGCGGCCCCCAGCCCCGUAUAUCUGCAACGAGUGCGGCAAGAGCUUCAGCCACUGGUCCAAGCUGACGCGGCACCAGCGCACGCACACCGGCGAGCGGCCCAACGCCUGCGCCGACUGCGGCAAGACCUUCUCGCAGAGCUCGCACCUGGUGCAGCACCGGCGCAUCCACACGGGCGAGAAGCCGUACGCCUGCUCCGAGUGCGGCAAGCGCUUCAGCUGGAGCUCCAACCUCAUGCAGCACCAGCGCAUCCACACGGGCGAGAAGCCCUACGCCUGCCCCGACUGCGGCCGCAGCUUCACGCAGAGCAAGAGCCUGGCCAAGCACCGGCGCUCGCACAGCGGCCUCAAGCCCUUCGUGUGCCCGCGCUGCGGCCGCGGCUUCAGCCAGCCCAAGAGCCUGGCGCGCCACCUGCGGCUGCACCCGGAGCUGUCCGGGCCCGGCGUGGCGGGCUCGAUGGCCCGCAUGUCUAACCAGCGCCGGAGUUCCGGCCAAACGUGGCCGGUGCUGGAAACACAUCAGCUUCCACAGGACCGGCCGCAUUGCGCCAGUUACCCAUUUGUCCACGCACACGUGUAUUCACCCAGCGCUCACUUCUGCAGCGAGGACUUACGGAACACUGCCAGGCAUUGCGUGGGCGCUCGGGUGAAAGAGAGCUGCCUCGUCUCUGUAGUCCCCAUGGGUGAGCCCACGCUGCAGCCCUGCGCCCGCUGCGAAGGUGGAGAAACCGAGGGUGUGAGGAUGUGGACAACCUUUCGAUCUCACGAGGGCACAGUGGUAACGGUGCCAAGAGGCUUGUUUGCUGCCAUGUAUCCAGUGCCCACUCUGGUGCCAGGCUGA